AUGCUCCUGCUCCAUCAGACUGGCGCCGUGAGGGUUGGUGAGGUCGUAAGAUAUACCGUGACUUACACACCCAGCCUCGACCGCAUCCUCCCGCCCCCUACACAAUUACAUGUGAAAAUAAAGAAUACGGUCGCCGCGCCUCUUCGCGCUGCCUAUUUACAUGGUCCUUAUACUCUCUACGUGGCAUGCUAUCCCUCCACUUUCGAUCCCUACAAGAAACACCAAGCUGCCCUGACGGAAGGAGCCCCGGACUUUGAACCGCAGCUGAAAGCCGGUGGACAAUGGAAUGCGAAACUCACAGUCCCCGAGCAUGUCAGGGAAGAUGCCCAGAGGCAGAGUAUAGAUGUGAGGGGCGGAGACAGAGGAGGAAGGGAGAGAGAGAGCUUUACCUGGAUCAUCGAGAUAGCUUCGCAGGUGAUUUUUUCUAAAACAGCUAGCGUUGACUAUGAGGUCCUUGUUGGACGUGACGAGAAGUCCGUUGAGCUGGGGUUCCACGGUGUCAUCGGAUCCGGGCCAGGUGCGCCCGGUCGACUCGAAGAUCAUCAGCAAUCUCGUUCUCAAAAACCGCACAACCCGCACCAUCCGAAGGGCGUCUUUUCUAAGGCUAUCAGGUUGGUGGUGGAUGACACCCACAGUCUCUGGAACACCCCUCCGUUUCCUCAAUGGGAGAAAGAAGACAGCGGGAAACCCAAAGUGCGAGUGGAACAAGGACCCCGACAUGGUGACAAGAGGGAUGCCGACGCGAAACCGGAGAAAACACACAACAAGCAGAAGAAGAUCCACUUGGUCCUGCUCACCCAUGGUAUUCACAGUAAUGUGGGCGCGGAUAUGCUGUUCAUGAAGGAGAGCAUUGAUACGGCCGCGAAACAGGCGAAGAAAGAUGCGAAAAGAAGACGAGCCGAGGUCAGGGCACGACGUGUGACACGAGAGAAUGAAUUUGGAAGAGAUGCUCUGGGGCAGCGGUCAACAUCCAUGCCGGACAUUACAAAUACAGGUGGCCCUUCCUAUGGAGCUGCCAAUCCUAAUACCGCUGAGGAGAAGUGGGACGACGAGGACGAGGACGAUGGAGACGAAGAAGAAAUCUACGUGCGAGGGUUCACCGGCAACACCAUGAAGACCGAAAGAGGGAUCCAGUAUCUCGGGAAACGUUUGGCAAAAUACGUCCUCUCCAUAACCUAUCCGGACCAACCAUAUCUGCCCGUAAAAUCGUCCAUGGGGAAAUCGCUCUCACAAUCUCUAGCCUCGUCGUUGUCGAACAAACCCAGCCCGCAAGACCAAGGUAGCACGCUACCGGCGCAUAAAAACAGCAGCAUUAUCAAAGACGAAAACCACCGUGCUCACAAUCUACCCUACCGCAUCACCUCCAUUAGUUUCAUCAGUCAUAGUCUAGGCGGGUUAAUCCAGACCUAUGCCAUCGCCUAUAUCCAGAAACACUCUCCCGAAUUCUUCAACCUCAUCAAACCGAUCAAUUUUGUCGCCAUGGCUACACCGUUCCUGGGAUUAAGCAAUGAGAAUCCCAUAUAUGUAAAGUUUGCGCUGGACUUUGGGUUGGUUGGGAGGACGGGCCAGGACUUGGGUCUGACCUGGAGGCCACCGACCUUGGCGAAGAGCGGUUGGGGAGCGGUAGUGGCUGGAUUCACGAAUGAAUCGAACAAAGGCGGUCUGGGUAAAGAGUCUGAUCCUGGAGCGAAACCGUUGCUGAGGAUUCUCCCGACGGGUCCAGCGCAUAUGGCGUUGAAGAAGUUCCGAAAUCGCACCGUCUAUUCAAACGUGGUCAAUGACGGGAUUGUGCCCUUGAGAACGUCCUGCUUACUGUUCUUGGACUGGCGAGGCCUGGGUCGGGUGGAAAAGGCCAGGCGGGAAAGCGGUCUGGUAGGGACGAUGGUGGGAUGGGGCUGGGCUGAAAUGACAGGCCAAAAUGCCAGCGACCCUAGAAAGGCGCUGACCUGGAACAAUUUGUUCAGCGAUAGCGGCGAGGAUGCGGCCAGUCACAAGUCUGGCAUAUCGUCCCCAGACCCCGAAUCGAAAGUCCCGCAAGCAGAGACGAGCGAAGGCUUUGAUCACUAUCAGCGGGCGACGGAGCCCGAGGAGAGUCAAUUCCUGGAAAAACAGGAGAGCCCGCCUUCGGAACGGCCGACGAACCCAGCAGAAGUGAGGUCAACUGCGGCACCAAAUCUAUGGACAGAACUGUUGAAUUUCUUCAAGCCACAAGCAGGACAGCGAAAGUCACCACCAGGCAGUCCACCCAGAAGUCCGAGGAAGACGCAGAAAAUCUAUCGGAGGGGACAGACGACGCAUCACCAGCAAGAACAAGAAGAUCCAGGCGAAGCUUCACGAGAAAUCCCCCAAGCAGAGAGCUAUGGUAACGCUCGGAAGGGUCCCGUCCGGGGCGCAUCACUCUACACCAACAGUUCCCAGGACGGCGGUACCGGAGACGUCGAAACGCCUCCCAAAACUACCUUCUUUGAAUCAGCCGGAGACCUUCUCAAUCCCCCGCUACCUCCUAAGGACUUCAUCCUCGACCCUGCCGCUCGACCCAGGACGAUCUUCCAUGACCGUGUCUAUCAUCCAGAAGACAUUCCUCCGCCGCCAGCAAAACGCCAGCGAACUUUUGGAAUCAAGCGCUCCACAUCAAGCCUCGGAUCUCAAUCCUCAUCCUCUCCCCUCUCAUCAGGGCUGACUUCACCUCCUGAUCCUCGCCGGCCUGUCUCGGGCCACUCUCCUUAUCCACCACCGAAUACAAACCAGACGCCGCACCAAUCUCAGGUUCAAGAUGUCGGCGGCAUGAAGAUCGAAGAGAAAAUCGCCCGUGCCUACCACAAAGACCUGUCGUGGCGCAAAGUUUUGGUGCGACUCGAACCUGAUGCGCACAACAACAUGGUAGUCCGCCGCAUGUUUGCUAAUGCGUACGGGUGGCCGGUUGUACAACACAUGUGCGACACACAUUUCGGCUACACGGCAGCGGCAAGAACAAAGGAUGAAGAUGAAGAGAACGUGGAAAGGGCAAUGGGACGAGAUGAAGCUAUUCCUGGCGAAGACAGAUGUGGAGAAAGUGUUAAGGGCCAGCGGGACCUACCUGAGGAGGAGGAGAAGGAGGAGGUUAGAGGAGUUGGUGAAGGUGAUGAAAAGAGGGCGAAAACAACUGAUAAUAUCAACAUCACAGAGGCAAGUCCGACAGAGGUUGCGGACAUGCAUGCCGAUUUGCAGAGAUUACACACAGCGUGGAAAGUGCGUGAUCGCGACAAGCAAGUCACUCCCACCAGACGUGCAUCGAGGCGUACCGAAUCCGAGAUCCGCGAGGCUCGAGAUGACGUUUCUGAGCUGGUGUCCCUCGUUAGUGCCACAGGUGAGAGCAGCUACAAUGGCAUGAACUCCAGCAAGGCCGCGCUGUCGAGGCUCGUGAGGCAGGACAGUGCAAGAUGGAGCGAUCGAUUCUUCGACGGGAGUGAGGAUGGUGACGAGGAAGACGAAGACGAUGAGGGAGAAGGUGGGUUGCGCGAGGCGAUGAGAAAAGCAAAGUAUCGAGGUGAAUUAGAUCGGAUGUUCAACAUUGAUUUCGAUGUCGACUCGGCCGACGAGGGGACGACGAUGACGAAGCUUGUGGACGGACCUUUGACGGAGAGUCCGGAAGGUACGAAGUUGAGCAAGCCCAAGAAAGGAAAAGAAAGGGAGGACGAUGGAUCAUCGGCGUCUGCGAGCAAGCACGGGCAUAUCCUAACCGAUCCACAAGCGCCCUUCUCAGCGGAACCGGCUGAAUUGGAACAGCUGUCGCAUUCUUCGCCGGGCACGAACACGCCUCCACGCCAUAUCAGUGGUGCGGAGGUGAAGGCGGAGGAACAGCUAGGGCCUGAAUCCAUCCCAUCACAGAGUACUGGCGCGGGAUUGGGACUAUCUCUAGGUGAGAAUGUCGAUGAGAGAUGGCGACGAGAGACAAGGCCUGGGACUAAAACUGUGGGGGAAUCUGCCGGUGGCGUGGCGCAACAGGUCGCCUUAGCCACGAAGAGAAGUAAAGAGAAGCAGAAACAGAAGCAGGAGUCCUGA
Cladophialophora psammophila CBS 110553 is the source of this 4041-nucleotide messenger RNA. RefSeq lists its product as uncharacterized. The record is from RefSeq and is a predicted model, not a curated record. Bases 1 to 4041 code for a protein of 1346 amino acids. The transcript is spliced from 2 exons. NCBI's taxonomy places the organism in Eukaryota, Fungi, Ascomycota, Eurotiomycetes, Chaetothyriales, Herpotrichiellaceae. Gene Ontology annotation, molecular function: monoacylglycerol lipase activity.